This is a messenger RNA of Penicillium lagena, 1596 nucleotides long. Its product is annotated as carboxylesterase/lipase family protein. The coding region runs from base 1 to 1596 and encodes 531 amino acids. The record is from RefSeq and is a predicted model, not a curated record. The transcript is spliced from 2 exons. Lineage: Eukaryota; Fungi; Ascomycota; Eurotiomycetes; Eurotiales; Aspergillaceae.
AUGCCGCUCCCAGAUCCCGUCUCCAUCGAAACGGGGCUUGUUGCGGGGAUUCCCUCCGUACACAAGCCCAGCGUCACGGUCUUUCGGGGCAUUCCUUUUGCUGCCACGACAGCUGGUGCCAACAGAUGGCGUCCUCCUCAACCAGCCGAGGGAUGGUCCGGUGUACGUGACUGCUCCCAAUUUGGUCCAAUUGCGCCCCAGCUGCCGCCGGGGCCCCUGUAUUGGACGGAGAAGCCAGUUCCGAUGAGCGAAGACUGUUUGAAUCUCAACCUCUGGACGCUUGCAAAUUCUAAUGAUGUCGGCAAAGCCAAAUUUCCCGUCUAUGUCUGGAUAUACGGAGGCAAGUUCCUCUGGGGGGCUGGAUCGGACAACAACUUUGACGGUAGCUCCCUCGCUGCCAAGGGUACCAUUGUUAUCACUUUCAAUUACCGUCUCGGUAUUCUGGGCUGGCUAGCGCAUCCCGGUCUGUCAGCAGAAUCGCCGCACAACGCUUCCGGCAACUAUGGAUUGCUUGAUCAGAUCGCCUGUCUAGAAUGGAUCCAGCGCAACAUUACUGCAUUUGGCGGGGAUCCUUCUCAAGUUACUAUCGGCGGCCAAUCGGCUGGAUCUGCUUGUGUUGGGCUGCAUGUAUACGGUCCCCAGUCGAAGGGUCUGUUCCACCGCGCCAUCUUCCAGUCAGGAUGCCGACAUCCACGUGAUCCGUUGAUUUCCUGUCUUGCUCCAUCGUACCGCACUAAAACGCAAGCCGAGAGCGAAGGGGAAAUGAUAUUGGCCGAGAAAGGUGCAGUUGAUAUAGCGGAGCUGCGGGCUAUGGAAUUGGACAAUCUGCUCGAGGGAAAUCACCGCGACGACACGACUAUGUGGGGGCCACCUCCCUUCUACCGAGCCUGUCUCGAUGGGUGGCUUUUUCCCCGAACAUAUGAGGAGACUCUUCUGCAAGGAAUGAUGAACGAUGUUCCUCUACUGAAUGGGCAGAAUAAGGACGAGGGUGGCAACUAUACACACCCCGAUUUCAACGAUGAUGAUCUAGAAUCAGUUGCGCCGCUGAAAUAUGGAGCGUUUGCCAGUCGCUUCUUUGAUUUGUAUGGCGAUGAAGGAACAGCCCUGCAAAAGUGGAAUGUAGCGUGUCAGGACAACUCUCGUGUUGGUCCACAUCUGCAUUACGACUUGUGGAGGCAGUACGCGAAGUCCUCCGUUUUUGUCUACCACUUUGUACAUGCACCCCCGCAAAGGCGAGGACUUAAGACAGACUAUCCUGUACCUAAAGCCAAGGGAUACGUCUACUUCAACGGGUCCAAGACCGGUGCCUAUCACGCGGCCGAGAUUCCGUAUGCAUUUGACUCACUCUGGACCGAUCGCGAUCAGCCGUUCGAUGAAGUUGACCGGGAAGUGGCUAAUCAAGUCAGCGAGUACUGGGCCAAUUUCAUCAAGACGGGUAAUCCUAAUGGUAACAGCUUGGUUCACUGGCCCAGUGCAGCAGAGGAUGAAGGUCACGUCAUGGAGUUAGGCAGAGAGCAAAGGAUGAUACCGAACGCAAAGAACAAAGAAAGGGAAACAUUUUGGAAGGAGUACUUUCAAGCACAGCGGACUUGGUGA